AUGUCUCAAUCAUGCUCGAUCGAGAAAUGUACUCGUACAUCACGUGGAUUGUGUGAUUGUUGCCAACAAAAUCUUUGUUUGCAACAUUUAAAUGAACAUAAUACUUUACUAGUUUCUCUACUGAAUCCUUUAGCUGAUGAACUUAAUGCACUUGGAGUUCGUCUCGAAACACUAAAUAUAGAAAAAGUAAUUGGCAAUAGUCGUCAAAAACUUGAACAAUGGCGUCAAGAUUGUCAUAAGAAGAUUGAUUGUUUUUUUGGACAAAAGUGUCAAGAACUUAAUCAACUUAUUCAAGAAACAGUUACAAAACAAGUAGAAGAACUCAAUCAAAUUCAGAUGAAGAUAACUGAAUUCAUCGAUACACAAGAAACAACUCGUCACGAUAUCGAUUCAUUGACAUUAACUAUUCGUCAACUCCAAAUCAAUAAGAACAACAUUGAGCGAACAUGUUUUACGAUCAAUACUCGUCCGUUACCAAUAGAUGAUACGUCCGUUUUUAUUACGAAAACGACUGAAAUAGAACUUGAUCUAUCAACUCUUUCGCCUGCGUACACAACAAUUCAUCGUAGUGAAGAAAGUUUUCGAUCAUUUACUGGUAAUGAUCGACACUUUUUGAUACAUCAAGCGCCAAAUUUAUGUUUAUUUGAUCGAAAAAUGAACAUAGUCAAACAAAUGUUAUGGCUGUACGGUACAAUAUGGGACAUGUGUUGGUCAUCAAUAUUAGAUCGAUUUAUUGUACUAGGAAAAAAGAGUAUCUAUCUCAUUAAUGAAAAUACAUUGUCAAUUGAUAAUGUGUACACAACUGUAGGACGGGACUUGAUAUCAUGUACAUGUUCUGAUACAGUUCUCUUUGCAUGCACAAAUGAAGGUGCUUCAUCCAUUAUGGAAUUCACAUUAUUCCCAGCAAUCGAAGUGAUUAAAGAGUGGAAAUAUCCUCUUACAUGUAUGAAAGAUGAAAUUAUCAAUGAUAUUGUUUACAAUAACGAAAAUCUUGCUCUAGUAGUAAAGAAUAAAUCUAAGAAAUCACUUCGCGUUGAAUUAAGAUAUGCAGAAACACUCGAUCGCAUCUGGACACUUCAACUAGAUAUUAAGUGUGUUCAAAAGAUACCAUUUCGUUGUUGUUCACUUACUUGUAAUGAAUGGCUCAUUGUUGACUAUGAGACUGGACGCUUGUUGCAGAUUACAAAAGAUGGACAACUGAAAACAACAAUUAAAUAUAAUCCAACUCCGUUGCGUGCUAUUCUAUUCGAUAUAAAUAAGCCAGCUAUUUCAACUACGGGUGGCGUCAAUCUGCAUACAAUUUAA
Rotaria sp. Silwood2 is the source of this 1305-nucleotide messenger RNA. The record is from the annotation of a GenBank genome assembly. Lineage: Eukaryota; Metazoa; Rotifera; Eurotatoria; Philodinida; Philodinidae.